Myxocyprinus asiaticus (Chinese sucker) is the source of this 1323-nucleotide messenger RNA. It is a transcript of the gene aga, whose product is annotated as aspartylglucosaminidase. The record is from RefSeq and is a predicted model, not a curated record. Gene Ontology annotation, molecular function: N4-(beta-N-acetylglucosaminyl)-L-asparaginase activity. The transcript is spliced from 9 exons. Gene Ontology annotation, biological process: protein deglycosylation. Gene Ontology annotation, cellular component: lysosome. The coding region runs from base 113 to 1126 and encodes 337 amino acids. NCBI's taxonomy places the organism in Eukaryota, Metazoa, Chordata, Actinopteri, Cypriniformes, Catostomidae.
AAGUGCAUAGUUGCAAGACAAGACACGGAAUGUUUAAGGCACAUGACCGUAAUAGUUUUUGCACACUUAAGGAAAUGUAGUCAGAGUGCAUUAGGAUUGUCCGUAUUUCGCUAUGAUUCAAGUAGCAUUUGUAAUUUGUUUGCUUCCUCUAAAUCAAGCUGCACUGCCUUUAGUGAUCAAUACUUGGCAUUUUAAGGAUGCAACAAUCGCAGCUUGGAGUGCACUGCAGAAAGGAGGCUCGGUUCUGGAUGCAGUGGAGACGGGCUGUGCGCAGUGUGAACUGGAGCAGUGUGAUGGAAGCGUGGGGUUCGGGGGCAGUCCAGACGAGCAGGGAGAGACCACUUUGGACGCUAUGAUCAUGAAUGGAGACACAAUGGAAGUGGGAGCAGUGGGAGACCUGCGCAGGGUUAAAAAUGCUGUGGCCGUUGCCCGAGCAGUGAUGGAAUAUACAGAGCAUACCUUCAUAGUGGGCGAGUCAGCCUCAAUUUUUGCUGAAAACAUGGGCUUCAAAUCGGAGGACUUAUCAACGAACAAAUCAAUGACUAUUUUCUCUCAGUGGUUGCAGGACAAUUGUCAACCCAACUACAGAAAGGAUGUUUUUCCAGACCCUUCCAAAUCUUGUGGGCCAUACAAGCCCAAGGCCAAAGGCCUAUGGAGGCCAAAGCAUCAGAAAGAAAAAAUUGACCCCAGUGCUCAUGAUACAAUUGGAAUGGUUGUAAUUGGUGAGAAAGGACAGGUGGCAGCUGCAACAUCAACCAAUGGAGCAAAUCAUAAGAUACCUGGCCGUGUAGGUGAUUCACCGGUAGCUGGAGCUGGAGCUUAUGCAGACAGCACAGCGGGAGGAGCUGCUGCCACAGGUGAUGGAGACAUCAUGAUGCGUUUCCUUCCCAGUUUUUUAGCUGUUGAUUUAAUGAGAUCUGGAACUGAACCCUCCGUCGCCUGCAAGACAGCCAUCUCCAGAAUCAAAAAGCAUUACCCCAAUUUUUUUGGAGCAGUUAUUUGUGCCAAUACUACCGGUGGAUAUGGUGCUGCUUGCAACAAGGUUCCUGGGUUCAUUCAAUUCACCUUCAUGGUGUCUAACCCACAGACAAAACAACCUCAGUUGCAGAAGGUUGACUGCUUUUAAUUACAUCCUCCUGUUCUGCUAAAUAAUACUUAUUGAUUGAUAUGUGCCUUAUGUGAUCAAGGUUCACUAUGCACUAUUUUAUUUUUAAUAAUCUGUUUUUAAGAUCUUUUAAGAUCAGUGAAAAAGACAUGUUUUAAAUGAAGCUGAGGUGUUUAAAUUUGCACUACUACUGUACAUUAAAUGCAGAGACAAAAAGA